Messenger RNA from Papaver somniferum (opium poppy), 1742 nucleotides. Its product is annotated as nuclear polyadenylated RNA-binding protein 3-like. Lineage: Eukaryota; Viridiplantae; Streptophyta; Magnoliopsida; Ranunculales; Papaveraceae. The coding region runs from base 42 to 680 and encodes 212 amino acids. The record is from RefSeq and is a predicted model, not a curated record. The transcript has 3 exons.
GUGAAAAUCAAGAUAUCGAGUAGGUUAAUUUGUGAAACACGAUGAGGAUCCGUAAACUCAUCUCCCAGAAAAAAAUCUCAGCACCUAAUCCUUCUUCGAAUAAUCUUUCUUCAUCUGUUUCUUCUAUCCCUUCUUCAUGUCCUGCUGCUGCAACUAGUACUGUUUCAACUUCAACAACUGGUUUAAAGGAGAAGGAGGCGGAGCCUGUGAACAUUUUACAGAAACAACAUGUUGUUGCUUGUGAGCUAAAUAUGUCAGUAUGGGAUGUGACUGCAGAUGACGAGCUUCUCUAUUACCGCAAAGAUGAAGAGGUUUCUAAGGUUAUGAAGAACGAAGAUAAAGAACAAGAAGAUUAUGAUGAUGUUCAUAAAAUUACAGAUGAAUCAGUUGAUACAGAAGAAUAUCAAAUAAGUACUGAAGGAGAUGAUGAUAGUGAAUCCGAAGAAGAUGAUGAAGAAACUAAAGAAGAAGAAUUGAAAGAGGAACAAUAUGCGACGGAGGAUAAAGGGAAACUAGGGCUAAAAUCAGUGAUGAAGAAUGAUGAUGAUGAUAAGAAGAGGAAAAGAGAUUACGAAGAAAAUCAUAUUGAAUCCGAAGAAGAAGAGAUUGAAGAAACUGAAGUAGACAAUGAAGGGAAGUUAGGGUUAAAAUCAGAGAAGAAAAAGGAAACUAGAAAGUGAUUCCGAUUCCGAUUACGAUAUAGAUGAUUAUGAAGAGGAGAAGAAGAAUAAAGUAGUGUAUUGUUGCAAAACUGAUGGGAAAAGAUGGCAUUGUCGAUCCAAAGCACAAACAGGGAAUCCAUUGUGUGAACAUCAUAUGAUUCAAAUGCAACGUUAUUCAGAUCAUCACUAUCGUCAAAGAAAACUGGCCAAGAAAAGAAUAGGUAGACCACCAAAGGGAUCGAGGACUAAUACCAAUGGUACUACUACUAAUCGGGUUAAAAGAAAUAAGAGCAAAAGAGACAGACCAUCAAACAAGGGGAGAUUAUCAGGGGAAAAAUCAUCUGAAUUUUAUUAUUAUUCUGGGUUUGGUCCGUUAUGGGGCAAGAGUAAAAGAGGCAGACCAUCAGAUGAAGUUAAGAAACAACCAGAUUCAUCAGAAGAAAAAUUAGAUGAAGAAAAGCAAGUUAUUAUUGAUGAAGCCUAAUUACUGGUGGAAAAAGUCCAGCGAAAGUCACAGAGGAUAAUGAUGGUGAUAAUGAUAAUGGUUGUAUCAUGUUCGUUGAUGACGAGUUUGAUGAUGAUUAUAACACCGAUGAAGAUUGUAAUGGUCUUAAUGGCAAGACAAAAAACCGAAAACCCAUCAAAGCUCGAUCACUCAAUUCACUGUUCUGAUUGGAUUUUUAGUUUUUGGGAUUCAAACUUUUUUGAUGAUGUCCAGGGAGAUACUUUUUUGACGAUAUAGUAAAUUAGUAACUUCAGGUAGUGGUGGUGGAGUCAUGAGCUUGUCGUGUCUCCUCGUGGAUGGGAUUGGGUAAAUAAUUAACUUAUUUUGUGAAGGGUGUUUUGGACCUUGUUGUUGGGUAUCGAGAAAGAUCCAGGACCACAAAUGUUUGUUGUGAUCAAUGGUGUAGUCUACUCUCUACAGUACUGAUGUGAAAGGGAAACAAAUGAAUUACUUUAUUUUAUUUUUAUUUUUAUUUUAUUUUUACUUUUAAUCUUUUUUGUUUUUGGCUCUGUCUGCAAAUAUUGGUAUGACUCGUUUUUCAUUUGUAUUUGUCUGGCUCGUUAGUUUCUGACUCA